This is a messenger RNA of Electrophorus electricus (electric eel), 1314 nucleotides long. RefSeq names its product DCN1, defective in cullin neddylation 1, domain containing 5 (S. cerevisiae) (gene dcun1d5). The record is from RefSeq and is a predicted model, not a curated record. Gene Ontology annotation, cellular component: ubiquitin ligase complex. Lineage: Eukaryota; Metazoa; Chordata; Actinopteri; Gymnotiformes; Gymnotidae. Gene Ontology annotation, biological process: protein neddylation. Gene Ontology annotation, molecular function: ubiquitin-like protein binding; ubiquitin conjugating enzyme binding; cullin family protein binding.
UCGAUUGGUUACAGAUUUCAAGUAGAAGACCAGUGUAGUUGCGAUUGUCCUGUUGUGUAGAAAAACGAUUUGCCUGCCUACACAAAAUCGGAUUUUCAGGAAACCUUCCGGACUGGCAGACAUAAAGAAAGUAUCUCAGACACUGGAUAGACUUAAUCUUGUUGACUUGAAUGGACAAAACAACCAGUACACAGAUUCAGUUAGGCUAAAUCGACUGUUUGGAAACCCCGGUAUGCCUGUAAAAAAGAAAAGAAAGUCCUCUGGCUCAGAAGACCCCAGCGUCAGAAAGUGCAAAAUUACCAGUUACUGCAGGACACAAACACCUGGGCGAUUCAUUAACCCUGAAGAUCAGUUCUCUAGUAAGAAAUGCCUUGCGUGGUUCUAUGAAUAUGCAGGGCCGGAUGAUGUGGUUGGACCCGAGGGCAUGGAAAAGUUCUGUGAGGAUAUUGGCGUGGAGCCAGAAAAUAUUAUUAUGUUGGUGUUGGCUUGGAAGCUUGAGGCACCAAACAUGGGUUUUUUCACAAAAGAAGACUGGCUCAAGGGAAUGACUUCACUGCAAUGUGACUGCACUGAAAGGUUACAAGGCAAGAUGGACUACUUGCGCACUCAGCUGAAUGACGCAACUUUGUUCAGGAACAUCUACAGAUACGCCUUCGACUUUGCCAGGGACAAAGACCAGCGUAGUCUAGACAUGGAUACUGCUGAGUCAAUGUUGGCACUGCUCUUGGGAAGGACGUGGCCCCUGUUUCCUGUGUUCCACCAGUUUUUGGAGCAAUCCAAGUACAAAGUCAUGAACAAGGACCAGUGGUACAAUGUCUUAGAGUUCAGUCGCACUGUUCACCCAGACCUCAGCAACUAUGACGAAGACGGAGCCUGGCCUGUGAUGCUGGACGAGUUUGUGGAAUGGUACAAAGCCAGGCUGGCCUUAUAGCAGAAACCGGUUGACUUAUGUCAAAUAAAAGGGCAAGGAAAGCACAUCAGUGGAAGCUGUCCCUCCAUACCAAACAGUCCAGAGAACCCCGCCCCCCCCUUUACAGGCCUGCCCACGCCUCCUGAGCUGCUGGCAGACCCAUCAGUACCCAGAGACUUUCAGUGUUAAUUUAACUUUUUAAAAGGAAGAAGUCCAAAAAGGGGGACAGUUUUGUUUUUUUGUUUUUUCUUCAUAUGUAUUGCAUCUUUUGCAGCAGUCACAUUGCCAGUGUUGUAUGAUCUGGUAGAGGGAAGUCAUCUGUUUAUGUAAAUUUUUUCCCUUUCAUUUUGAGUUUUGCCUUGUUUAUAGUGUUUUCAAAAGAAAAUAAAGGAAUUGUAAGUAAU